AUGGCUAGGUUAUAUUCAAGAGGACCUAAGAGAAUCACCAAAGUAGAGCAGCCACCGCCGCAGAAGAAGAAGAAGAGGGAGGAGAUGAAUACUACUACGCUGUCCACAAUGGCUAGCUUAAAUUCAAGACCUAAAAGAAUCACCAAAGUAGAGCAACCGCCUCAGAAGAAGAAGCAGAGGAAUAGUAGUACACGGUGGUUUUCAAUACUUCCAGAUGAGAUCGUUUUGAAUUGUAUAGCACGCAUCUCUAAAUCUCAGUACCGUUCACUCUCCUUAGUCUCCAAGACCAUCCACUCUCUCAUCUCUGUUCCAGAGCUCUACACGGUUCGCUCCCUGAUCGGAAACACAGAGCCUUGCCUCUGCAUACGCCAAGAGUUACCCACUCAUGAUCGUUGGUACAUUCUUGACCAAACUCUUGUUACUAGUACCAACAGUAAUGGUUUGAUUAAGGAUGAGUUUAACUUAUUACCCAUCACUUCGUCGCCUUUAUCAAAGUCAACCACUUUAGCCGUCGGUUUCGAAGUCUACCAAAUGGGAGGCGACCAGCUGCCAUCAUCCACCGUUCGUGUGCUUGAUUUUAGGACUCGCACUUGGCGUGAUGCUCCUGAUAUGGGGGUAGCAAGGAAACGCCCCGAGUCUGCUCUUAUAGACGGCAAGAUAUAUGUAGUUGGAGGAGAAACAAAGGAGUCCUCCUCCUGGCCUGAGGUUUUUGACCUAAAGUCUCAGACUUGGAAUCCAUUGCCUAACCUCAAUGAUGACGGCAAAGCUGAGGUUCAGCUUCGUAUAGGAGAGCUAUUGGCCACCACAAGUAACCAUAAAAGGUAUGCGUUUGACUCCAAACAAGGAACAUGGAAGGAACAACUAGCCCUUAUGGAACCACUAGGGCUUUCUUAUAAUAGGAGUGGACCUUGGUGCAUUAUAGACAAUGUAAAGUUUAGUGUUUUUAAGCGCAAGCUUAUGUGGUCUGAGCGUGGAAACUGGUUCAGUGUCAAGGGUUUGAAAGAUGUGUGUACCAAGCCUCAUGUUAACCACCAUACAACAAUUCAGUUAGCUAACCAUGGUGGUGGAAGUAUCCUAGUUAUAUGGGACGAGCUACAUUCACUCGAGUUUCCAGUGGCCGGGAAGACGCGGAAACAUGUCUGCAAAAACAGGAGAAUUUGGUGUGCUGUGAUUAAGUUGGAGAAGCGCUUCUUCGGAUUGAAGUUUGAGGUUUGGGGGAAGGUUGUACGGUCGAAUGCUUUGCUUACAGUCCCCAAAUCAUUCAAAUUAUUAAGCUGUGUUACCCUUUAA
Messenger RNA from Brassica oleracea var. oleracea, 1290 nucleotides. Its product is annotated as F-box/kelch-repeat protein At5g39560-like. The record is from RefSeq and is a predicted model, not a curated record. The transcript has a single exon. Gene Ontology annotation, molecular function: protein binding. The coding region runs from base 1 to 1290 and encodes 429 amino acids. Lineage: Eukaryota; Viridiplantae; Streptophyta; Magnoliopsida; Brassicales; Brassicaceae.